UAGCUAUGUGACAGAGUGGCUGCUGCUUUCUCCCGGACCCCCCGCGUCUCGGUCUCCCCCGUCCGCUCAGGAUGGACCAGAGGAGGACUGAACCGGACCUCCACACCAGUAUCAACCCGGUGUCGCUGUACGGGGAAUUCACGGUCACCGGUAACCGAAAAGUCAGGUGUGCCGUGAGCUUGACCGAGAAGGACCUCAUCGUCCAGAGGCUCACCUCGGCACCUGUCGGGCGGAACAAGGUGGUGCUCAGCCUGAGGGACUGCAUCGGUUGCCGGGCUUACCGGGGAGUUGACAACGCGGACCCGGCAGCGUACUUGUCAGCCUACUUCUACCCGCUCAGACGCCGCUGGAUGAGUUCCGGGGUCUCGCGGCAGAGAGCGGAGCAGUGCUUUCGUCUCGCCGCCCUCCAGGACCCACGCGCUAACCUGGAGGAAGCGGAGAAGUGGGCUCGCGCUGUCCGAGAACGUUCUGCACGGCAACGGUUCUCACGAGACGGGGUGCUGAUGAGCGAGUUGUCUCGUCCGAGCCGGAUGAUGCUGCUGGUGAACCCACAGAGUGGGAAAGGACACGCUCUCACUCUCUACAACAACCACAUCCAGCGAAUGCUCAACGAGGCGGGAGUCACACACACUCUGGUCAUCACCGAACGGCAGAACCACGCCCGGGAACUUGUGAAGGAGGCUGACCUGUCACAGUGGGACGCUUUAGUCAUCAUGUCCGGAGAUGGACUUCUAUUUGAGGUGAUAAAUGGUCUGCUGGAGAGACCAGACUGGGAGGAAGCCAUCCGGACUCCGCUGGGCAUCCUACCUAGUGGAUCAGGCAACGCCUUGGCUGCAUCCAUACAUCACUACUCUAGAGCCUCGCCUGUGUCCAGCGAGGAGCUCCUGGUCAGCUGUGGUUUUCUACUCUGUCAAGGACUAGUGGCUCGCAUGGACCUAGUCUCCAUCCAUCUCUCUUCCGGCCCUCGUCUCUUUUCCUUCCUGUCACUGGCCUGGGGCUUUGUGGCGGAUGUGGACAUAGAGAGCGAGAAGUACCGUCACGUUGGAGCGGCCCGGUUCACAGUUGGCACGCUGGUGCGGCUGGCUUCUCUACGCGUCUACAAGGGCAAGCUGGCUUACUUGCCCGCCACUGAGGACUGCAGCAAGGAGGAGGAUUUAGGAAAUAACAUGAUGCUGCACUGCAACAAUCAGGCUUCCUGCUUGGCUCAGGCCUCUCGACUGACCAGAGAUGCUCCCAGCCAGAACACCUUCCACAACUCCUGCCACUCAAACAACUCCCUCAAAGUGAGGAGGACGGAGAGCACGCCUUCUCGAAGCGCCACCAAAUCCCUCCCUGGCCCGCCUGACACCCUGCUGCUGCCUCUGGACCAGCAGUUGCCCAGCAACUGGGUCGUGGUGCCGGAGGAAGACUUUGUCCUCAUGCUGGCCAUGUACCAGUCGCAUCUGGCUGAGGACCUGCUGGCAGCACCAGGCGCUGCGCCAGAUGACGGAGUCAUCCAUCUAUUCUACGUCAGAGCGGGAAUAUCACGUACUGCGCUGCUGAGGCUGUUCCUAGCUAUGGAGAAGGGAACGCAUCUUGCUACUAACUGUCAGCAUUUAGUGUACACUAAGGUGCGGGCCCUCAGACUGGAGCCAUUAUCUCCCAAAGGGAUAAUAACAGUAGAUGGAGAGGUGGUGGAGUAUGGACCGCUGCAGGCAGAGGUGCACAGAGGCCUGGGGAGGUUAAUCAGUGGAUGAACAAACACCAGCGGUCAUCUCUGCUGUUAAAGGCCCAAUAAAAGAUUUUAGAAUUUCGAAUCAGAAAUGUCCAGGUACAAGAGCAAAGCAAUGGAAGUAUGACUCACUCACUGUUAUCUGCUACAUUUGCCUCUCAUCGGUACACAGAACAUUUCGGUAGAAAAUACUGCAAUAUUAAGAAAAACAAGUGCCAUGUAUGGGGGCCCAAAGUGUUCAAUAUAAAAAAUAAAUAGGUCAGACAUUAUGAAAAUAAAUAAUAUUAUUAAUAAUAACAGAAGAGAAACAUAAUAUGACCAUGAAACUGUAAAAUAACCAAAAACAUUUUUCAGAUUGUUUUUUCAUCCCGCUUCUUUUCACAAUAAGAGCGUUUAUGGCAGGUGUCUUUAUCCGUCAGUCAAGACGAACUCUUGUGUUUAAGCAGACAGCCAAUCACAUAUGACCAGGGGGCAAAGACUUUUUUAAGAGCCACCCGAAGUCUUGAAAUCGAGGUGUCAUGACAUACCGGUAUAACAAUACACAUAUGCAUUGAUACACAUAUGGGAAUAUUGUGAAAAUAAUCCAGCACCUCUUAAAUCAUUUCCAUUUCUUUUCUAUUUCAAUUUUUCUUCCCAAGUGUUAUCCGGGUGCCUUCAUUCUAUCUAAUUAUGUAUAAUUACUCUUUUUGUAUGAUUUUGUUCAGUUACUGUUACAGACUCUCUCCUCGGCCCUACACUUAAUUUUGAGUGUAACUCAUUUGCUAAAAGAGACAAAACGCACAAUUUUCUUUGGAUAUUGCAAAAAUAUCAUUAUUGUGAACUUUUUUGGCCACAAUUAUUGUGUCAUGAAAAUCUGAUAUUGUGCCAGAACCUUUUCUAAAUUGGAUUUUUAUAUAGUUAACAUGUUGGCGUAAAUUUUAAAAUCUGUUUCAGGACUUAUGGGGUUCAGUACUUUUUAACGUCCUUAUGAAAAUGGGCAUUUUAAAGUAAAGUAAAAACGACCUGCAAUAAACUCUGUUAUUGUGUGAAGAAACAAGAUAGAAUUUCACAAUAAUGCGCUUAGGUUUGUUUCACAAUUCCAUUACCCCCUUUUUUUUUUUCUUGCUUUUAAAUAUUGAACUCUAUGGGACUCUGUAGCCACGACUGAGCUUACUGUAGAUAUGUUGGCAUCAAUUUACAAAUCAAAUAGGCACACGUUUCAUCAUGUCAUGAUGAAGUGUUUGGCCGCCGUGGAAAGUAAAUCAGUCACCGUCUUGAGCCUCCCGUAUGUCAUCUUUAUUAUCGCUGCAAGGGGAGGAUUUCCUCUCUGCACUGAAGCUGACGAAUCAGCCUGAAUUACAGCUUCCUCUGCAACAGCAAUAGUUUGAAUUUAUGCCUUCAUGGUUCCUCUGCAGUGCUUUGGAGACUCUGUGUGUGUGUGUGUGUGUGUGUGUGUGAGUGAGAGUGAGAGAGAGAGAGAGUGUAAGUGCGUGUGUGUGAUGCAGUAAACGGCGCUGUCACUGCUCUGGUUUUAACAGAGGAAGUCAGGCUUUGUGACUGUUUAUUGAACACAGAGAGCCUCAAAAAUUGUAAUUCGAGCCAGACAGCAUGAAACAGCAGUAAAUAUAACUUUUAAAAUUUAAUUUAAAGAGAGAAGAGAUUUGUACGAGCCCCUUAACUCCCCAGUGGUGAUUUUUUAAAUUUAAUUUAUUUUUUAUGUUAAGCACACAGGACGAAAAAUAUCGCCUUUCGGGAUCCAGGGGUCCUGAGGAUUUGCAAAAUUAAAUGGUAACAGUGACAAAAAAUCACUCUGUUCGGGAAAUGCAUUUACAAUGAUAUUUCCAUCAUUCAUGUCGUCCUGGUGGUGGAUUCAUUAGAUUGAACGUCGCCAUUUUAAUCUUUCUUUCUCUUUCAGUUUAGCUUCUUCUAGUCACACUUUUUAUGUGAGGUUCAAAUAGAUUUCGACAGCAAUUACUGGUAAUUGUUUCACACGUGAACCGGCUUUGAAAUAUCUAAAGAUUUUGUGCUCAAAGCUUUGGAGAGUCAUCAGACUUCACUGUGAGUAGAUUAUAUCAGGACUAUUUAUGUAAAAAGAAGAAAGUGGAAGCUGUUUACAGUGAGCUCUGUGGAUCAUACAGAGAGAACAGGAGAACAUUUUUUUUAUGGAAAGAGAUGUUGCUUGUGGAUUUUUCUAAAACAUGUAAUAUUUGAUUGCAUUACAAAGUAAGAUUGACCCCCUUAUUAGUAUCAAUACAGAAAUCUCAAAAAUAGACACUGAAAUCUAUUCAAAUAAAACCAAAACUAUCUGCAUGACUAGAUACCACUAGCGGUAGAAGAGAAAAUGCUGAGGGUUUUUAUUGAGUGAAUUGAUGCAUUAAUCAACCUGUCUGGUGUCCCGUUCAUGUGAUUAAUUGGUGAAAUCACCAACUGAAGUACAGACACACAAAGUGGUGCCCCAGAAAAAGUAGAUUACAAGACCAGACUUGAGCAAAAUACCUCCUGGAACGUGCUGAACAUCACCGACUGAUGGUAACUGUGAAAAAGUGUUCAGUGGCUCCUGCAGCUCUGUGGACGGGUGAUUGAUGUGUUUUAGUGCCUCAGUGUGAGACCAAGGCUGCAUCCCUCCAUCCCAUAACACCACUCCUCUUAUACUUUCUCCUCUGCUUUCAUCCAUCCGCCUCUGCAUUUAAGAGGACCUGUUAUGCUCAUUUUCAGGUUCAUACGUGUGUUUUAGAACAUGUUUACAGACUUCAGUGGUCAGAAAAUGCUGAGGUUUCCUCAUACUGUUUGCCUGAAUACACAUUUAUUUACAUUUGGUCUGAGAAGGCUCCGUUUUAGUGCCUGUCUCUUUAAGCCCCUCCUCCCGAAAAAGCCCAGUCUGCUCUGAUUGGUCUUUAUUGCAGCUGGGGGAAAGACGAUAACAGAGGAGACAAGGAAUCAUCAAUAAAACCAUAUAUAUUCUCCAGUAGGAAUACGACCUGAAAUCUGUGGAAAAUUAAAAACUCUGAGAUUACAUAUUUCGAUGUUAGUAUGUAGCUAAAUCUGGGGAAUGACUGCAAUGUAAAAUUAUAAAUAUGAAAGAAAAAAAGGGAAAGCAUAAUUGGUCCCCUUUAACCACUCAGCUGCUUUUCAGACACACACACACACACACAUGCACACAGGUGUCCCUAUGGAAGGUUUGUUACUGAUCAUCACCUAGGUGUCCUUACCAUUGAGCUUUAAGACACGUAGAGGAAAGGAUGACUAAGGCUUUGACCGACACGGGCGGUGAAGUCAGAAUUUUAAAUGUGUUUUUAAUAGCAACCCAAAUCUCUUCAGACGUUUGUUUUGUUCAUUUUACAGAAAUCAGAUGUGGACACAAAGAAAUCCGUUUCUCUCUGUCCAAGUCGAAGUGAAAUGAACUCUGAGUGGCCUUAAGUGAGAGUUUUCAAGGGUUCAAGCUGGUUAAAACAGCACAUUGAUGAGUGAAGGGAGAACAUGAGGAGCGAGGGAGGAGGAUGAGAGAGGGGGGAGAUAUCGACUUGUUAAAUGCUGCAUGAGGAAGGCGGCGUUGUGUUCCUGACACGGCGCCCUUAGUCUUCCUCCUCACCACAAGAAAUCAUUUGGGAGCAUUAGCAAACUGUCCUGACGCUGAGGGAAAGAGAGGAGGACAUGUUCCUGUCCAUUUCACCUCAAAGUGAAAAUACACACAGACACACACACACACACACACACACAUUGGCAGUUACAGGCAUCAACAUAAUCAAACCAUUUGACUGACCUCUUUUUUUGUGUUUUCUGUUUUGUUUGAAUCAGUUAUUUGACACUGUAAAGAUCAGACUUGUGAAAGACCAAAAUUAAUUUAUUCUAAAAAUAUAUUCUUUUAAACAUGUUUUUGCACAAUGUAAUCCUGUUGCCAACGCCGCUUUAAAGCCUUCAUGGGACAUCAGGGUCGGUUUUCUGUCAUUUAACUCAUUUAGUCGGUUUAAUUUGUAUUUACUCGUGAAGGACGCUGCAACAGGAAUUCAGCUGACGAGCUACAAGCAUAUCAGAUGGAAACAGUACUUGAAGACACGCUUCGCUAUUGCUGUCGUUUUAGAGGGCAAAUGUGGUCUGUGGCAUCAAAACCUGUGGUCACUUUAUUAUUGACUGUUAAAGUCGACGUACUGUUCUUUCAACGCAGCUUUUGUCAACUGUUUGGGGUCACGACCCUUUAAAAUGAAGUCUACUCGUUCAACCAAAGAAAGAUUUUUCCUUCUGACAUUGUUUCAUUUGAAACAUUUUAGGGGCCCUAAGAUGGAAAACCUUAAAGAAAAUACUAAGAAAAACAUAUUGUGACCCCUCAGAUUUAUCUUGGUUUGGAACCACAUAUCUAAAUAAUGCUCUUUUUACGCCACAGAGUGCUACUGACCACUUUCAUACGUUUUUUUUUCUAUGCAAACUCCGGCUUCUUGUGAGUGAUGCAGUGGUCCUUUCAACUGUUUGACGUGCCUUGACUGUGCUGCCUCCUGGUGGUUUGAAUUUGGUGGUGCAUUCACUGAUUUCUCAUUUGAACGUUCUCGUCACCGUUAAGAAUACUCAUAGACGCAGACACA
Molecule: messenger RNA, 6264 nt
Organism: Plectropomus leopardus (leopard coralgrouper)
Lineage: Eukaryota; Metazoa; Chordata; Actinopteri; Perciformes; Serranidae
Product: sphingosine kinase 1-like
Biological process (GO): sphingosine biosynthetic process; cellular response to growth factor stimulus; phosphorylation
Cellular component (GO): intracellular membrane-bounded organelle; membrane; cytoplasm
Source: RefSeq, a predicted model, not a curated record